Messenger RNA from Sphaerulina musiva SO2202, 1287 nucleotides. RefSeq lists its product as uncharacterized. The transcript is spliced from 4 exons. The coding region runs from base 1 to 1287 and encodes 428 amino acids. Lineage: Eukaryota; Fungi; Ascomycota; Dothideomycetes; Mycosphaerellales; Mycosphaerellaceae. The record is from RefSeq and is a predicted model, not a curated record.
AUGGCAGCUACAGUCGAACAACCUCACUCCUUACCAGAUCCUCCCUCCCAACAACAAAAAGCUCCCGCUCCUCCACCAUCCUCCACCCCCCAAACCACCAACGACCCCUCCACCGCCAACGGCGCCCAAAUCCCUCUCACAGACUUCAACAUCCCCACCUUCCCCCCCGAAGCCCGAGGUCUCCGCGCCCUCACCCUCACCUCCGACAUCAACACCUCGUCAUACCAAGAAAUCCUGCUUCGCCCCUGGACCAUCCCAACAACUCUCCCCACAUCCAUCGAAAGUCUAACCCUCGAACUCUUCAGUCUUGGAUACCCGCCGAAAUUUCUCUCGACGCUGGCGACGCGGCUGCCGAAUUUGAAAUCUCUCGUCGUGUAUUCGCAGUUGUUGGGGGGAGUUUCGAGGGAGCAGGAAGAGGAUGCUGUGUUGGCGUUUCGGAAGUGGAAGGGUUUGAGGGCGUUGCAUUUGUUGGAUGUUUUUGCGAAACCGCAUUUUUUUGAAAAAGUGGCGGAGUGGGUGAGGUUUAGGAAGGAUGGGGAGGGAGAAGAUGGUGAUGGUGAUGGAGAGGGGAGGAGGGGAUUGAUGUUUUUGGAGAUGAAUUAUACCUUUCGGCAUGAGGAUGAGGAGUUUAUGGGCAAAAUCCAAGCAACCGAACUUCCUCUCCUGAUCGGACCAGGUCUCAUCUCCUGUUCAUUCAACCUCGCAGAACCAGAAAAUGUCAGCAAAGACGAAGACGAGCAAGACCCGACCGUCAUCGCAGGAGCAUCCGACAAAGAGGGCAUCAUGGCCUUCAACAAGACACUCACCAACGAACUCAUGCACGCUCUGACCGAAGACGAGAACAAACCCAAAGGACUUCGGGCACUGAAUACGACACUCUAUACUCUAUCGCCCGAGCAGAUUCGAAAAGUCAUGGCUACACAUACGGGGCUGAUGGUAGUCAGUAUGACGGCAGAAAUUGAGCCGGGAGAGGAAACGAAGAAAGCCUUGUUGGGAGCGAUGGAGCAGUGUAAGGAUUUGGAACAGGUGGAGAUUGUGGCCAACCCGAGUUUGCCGUUCUUUAUGGAGGUGCAGAAUCCCCGAAAACAGGUUUUGGCCAAGACGUUCCCGGAUGUAUUCGACAUGAACAGGCUCUCCGAGAAGCUGUCGAAGCUAUCGAACUUCAAAGCCAAUGUCCUGCGUACUGUCACGCUUGGAAACCUCGAGUGGGAAAAAGUCGAAGGGAAGUGGAAGGGUGGUGUGAAGGAAGGAAAAGGAAUGCCUGUUGGGUCCAUUCAGGCAUCUUAG